This is a messenger RNA of Saccostrea echinata, 363 nucleotides long. Its product is annotated as multiple epidermal growth factor-like domains protein 10. The record is from RefSeq and is a predicted model, not a curated record. Lineage: Eukaryota; Metazoa; Mollusca; Bivalvia; Ostreida; Ostreidae. The transcript is spliced from 5 exons. The coding region runs from base 19 to 363 and encodes 114 amino acids.
UUCUUUAGUAAUCACGCAAUGAAAAGGAUAAUUAUAUUGCUCUUGUUUGGGAUCAAGGAAUUUACGACGGGUCGAGAUGUUCUAUGUACACGGAUAGAUGGAAGUCGUGGUUGUUGUGCAGGUACCAUUUUAAAUAGUGCACUGAAUAGAUGCGAAAAUUGCUCAACUGGCUAUUUUGGUCUAAAUUGUACGGAUAAAUGUUUGUAUCCUAGCUUUGGUGACAACUGUCAACAACACUGUUCCUGUGAUAACACUUCUUGUCACUUUGCAAAGGGAUGUCCACAAACAACAGAGAAGAUCGACACUUUAAGAAACUUUGGAGAAGCUUCAAAAUCUAUGACACGGGAAUUGUAUACAGACUGA